Molecule: messenger RNA, 5822 nt
Organism: Tuber aestivum (summer truffle)
Lineage: Eukaryota; Fungi; Ascomycota; Pezizomycetes; Pezizales; Tuberaceae
Source: the annotation of a GenBank genome assembly
GAAAGUCACUCCCAGAUUUCAGCGGAAAUCAGCCCGUGAGCCUACGAUAGGUUUAGUUUGGCAGAUCACGGGAAUUUCGGGUACCGGUUAAUGGGAUCUAACACAUCCGGUAUGCUAAUCUUAUCGUGUCAAAAAACCAUUAAUCUUUCCAGGAGAUUUUGUCUCUGAAUCCUCAGACUACUCAUACGGAGUUGGCGGAAAUAGUGGAUCUCGGGUGUUUUUACAGUAAAUUAUCGCUUGGACGCUGAGACACUUCAGCCCAGUUUAAAGUGUUGAGUACCAGCCCAUUUGAGUGAUCGUGAGAGGAAAAGCUCUGUUGUUCGAAAGAGAGAGUGCUCGGAAUCCCCCAAAACCAGCCCUGCUCAGUAUAGCUAUGAUAGAAACGAGCAAGUCCGCGUAUAUUUACUCCCGAUUACUCAAAUAGGCUAGUGCUCAGCAUAUCAAGCUAAGCUGAAGUGUCUCAGUAGCGGAAGGGAUACCUCAACUUCGUGAUCUCUCAAUUUCGGACUUCCAAGUAUUCUAUCCUUCCUCUUUGAUCCUCUUGGAUUCCUUGUGCUUUCAAAAGGCAAUGGAUCAUGUCAUAUCUCUCGGGCCACACACCACGCACACUUUUUUUUCCUUUUUCUUCUCUUUCCUGGUCUCUUUCUACACGUUGCUUUUUUUCUAGCCUUUUUUUUAUCUCAUCUGGUCCAGUGUGUCCCGUCCUUGCUUGCUUGCUGGCAGGUACGGUAGGCAGCUGUGAGAAGCCGCUCUCUCUCUUUCUUUCUUUCUGACAGGCUGCUAGCACCCAAUCACUGCUGGACAUCAAGAAAACUCCGCUCCAUCGUAAAAUCAAUCACCUUAAGCUACGAAUACCGGUUCUAUAUACGAGAAUGGAGAGGGUCUAAAAGGGGGGGAAUACUUGGGCGGAAUUUUUGAAUGCUGAGCUCUGCCGAAACAGGAAUUCCUCCAGGUACGGGUGCCAGGUUGCCACAAUCAACCAAGUUUCCCCGCCUUCUUUCAACUAACUACCGUACCGGUAUUAUUUACUCGUACAGUCCACUGCCAGAUAAGCAAGAGAGCUAAACGGCAAUAGGCCCAGCUGAGCAUGUUAACAAAAUUUCGAACGCCAGUUAAAGAGAACCCCGAAGUUCAGCUUGCUCAAGCCAUACCUCCUCAUGCAAACCCUUUUUCCCUCCUAAGGUGUUUUGUCUCUGAAUGCGGAGAUUCGGUGCCGGACGGAGAUAGUGGGUUAUGGGUUUUUACCGAAUGGUAGUCAAACGCCUUGGAGCAAGGCAUUCUUUUUUUCCGUCCUUUUGCCUGUUGCCAUGGACCAGGUGGAUCCCUGUUUAUCUGGACCGUUCAGUUCCCACUCCAGGGAUGGCAUGCUGAUGCUGACUAGCAGCCAGAGCAAGCCCAGCAGCAGCACGGUACGGGCCCCGUCCUGUACUUAGCAUCGGUGGCUACACAUCGCAUAAUUGAGUAAGAGCCCGCGUUGAUCACUGCUUGGGUAUUCCCGGGUAGACGAAGGUAAAAUAAGUGCUGCUAUUACACGAGCCCAAAAAUUCAUCCUUCGCUCUCCAGGGGUCACCAUUGCCCGCACUGGAUGUUGUUUCUUUCUUUAGGAUAGAAAUUGGAAUACUCGAGCACCGUAACGCCUCCACACCCUGGUUGACGCACAUCCAACCAAGACCAGUACUCUUCCAUUGGCCAUUCUUGAGCUCCCUUCCUCUCUCUUUAGCUCCUCUCGUUCCCCAGCCAGUCCCGGAUCCCCCCGGAUUAGACCCAUCGCUCGCCUCUCGCUCUGCAUUUUACCAGGCCUCGAAGGGAGGACUCAUUUCGAUUAACUAGUUUCAAGAGGAGAGCGACCCUCCGACAUCUUCGAAGGCGUCGAGUAUCAUACCAUACUCCACCCGGGUUUGCCCUUGUAUGCACAAGGGAGUCAGGGAGUGAUAAAGACCAAGGAAGCGGUGGGCUGAGGAAGUCUCGCUCGCACACGCACAUCCGCACACACAUACACCAUUCACACCACCCACCCACACUCACUCGACCACUACAACCCUAUCGCCAAACCUGAACCAUCAAGAAGAAGACGAAGAAGGCGACCAUAGUAGUCAGCCUCGACUAAUAUGCCUGGAAUACUGCCAAUGAAACUUAUCAAAUGCGGCAGCAGCCAAACACGCAUUGCCCAGGCUUGCGACCGCUGCCGCUCAAAGAAGAUACGAUGUGAUGGGAUACGACCAUGCUGCUCACAAUGCGCAAACGUGGGCUUUGAGUGCAAGACGUCCGACAAGUUGUCUCGAAGGGCGUUCCCGAGGGGAUAUACAGAGUCGUUGGAGGAGCGGGUACGAUGCUUGGAGCAGGAGGUUCGUGAGAUGAAGGAUUUGCUGGAUGCGAAGGAUGAACAGCUGGAUAUGCUCUCCAGAAUACACUCCUUUUCACCAUACUCGCCCCCCGCGAGUGCUGUUUCCGGCGGUUCGCAUAGAGCACACAAGUCUCCGGAAAGAGCGAGGAGCGAUUCGGCGGAUUUGGGACUCGGUGAUACGUUUGUCAUUCAUGAAACCUCAUCUCUAGUGGGGGGUAGCGAAGCAGAUGGUAACGGUGUCUUUUACGUUGGCUCUUCUAGUGGAAGGCCGUUUUUAGGUAUGUCUUUGCCUCUAUAUCUCGAGAAAGAUUCUGCUUUCCCUCAAGCGCAUCUCAUGAAAUUCACCUUCGCCUUACGAGGCGCUUGCCCUCGUAAGGCCCAACAUGCCUCACCCCCCAGUGUGAAAUCUUCAUAAAUAAUUACUUGGCAAAUUCCUCCUCAUACAAAAUACUUAUUCGUGGUUUCAAGAGCUUCUUAAGAAGAAAUGCGGGGCAGACUUCAAUCCGGAUAUCCUUCUCGAGUGUCAGCAGUCGUUAAAACCAUCAGAAAUUGAUUCAUACGAGGACAUAAAAACGCCCCCACGACUUUUGUCGGAUCGCCUUUUGGUAUCAUAUUUUCAAGAGUACCAUCCCCUGUUUCCGGUUCUCCAUAGACCGACAUUUCUCACUUCCUACGAGAAAUUGGUAUCUGGAGAUGGGUUCCAGGUGAACACGUUACCCCACCACUUAGUAGCCCAGUUAUUUUUGGUAUUUGCUAUAGCACAGCAAAAUGAGGUAAGGCCGUGGACGAUUCUUGCUCCCCCAAAAAAGAAGGGAUGUUCUGACAUCAAUCUUAGCCACGAAAUGGACCUGAUCAGCAAUUCGAUGCUCAAUGGCAGAGAUCUCUUAAUGCCAUUAUUGUGGAUAGCACCAUUGAGACACUUCAGUGUCUUGUCCUUGCUCAGUUAUACUGCUUUUCUAAGGGCGAUUAUUCCAGGCUUCUGCAGUACAAGAGUCUUGCUGUCGGAAUUGCGUUGAGGUUAGGUUUAAAUCAGAGCCAGAGGAAGUUCACCUUGGGAGCCCUCAGUGGUGAAAUGAGAAAGAGGACGUUUUGGUGUGUUUAUUGCUUGGACAGGUUGGUGUUUCUAGAAUAUUGCUCUUCAUUCCCACAUCCUACUUAACUUUUCCUGUAUUGACCCGUGGAUGGAUGUAGCUUCUCCGCAGCAAUGCUCGGGUUACCCAAACUCCUUAGGGAUGGAGACAUUGAUACGGAGUAUCCAUCCGAUAUUGACGAUGAGUAUGUUUCCGAAAAGGGUUUCCUACCAACCCAACCAGGUGACUCCACAAAGAUUUCUAGCGCACUAGCCCUAUUCAGAUCAUCAAGGAUUCUCUGUAAAGUUCUCGAUGCGGUUUACCCUACAUCGAGCGCUCACGAGGUGAGCUAUACUAAGCUUAAGGAACUUGAGGACGAGCUUGGAACGUGGAAGAUGGGACUAGCACCACAUCUUAGACUUGAGUUCACGAAUGGCACACCAGCUACUAAUGUCGUUGACAGCCGAUCACCACUGUUGGUAUUUUCACCCCGCAUGCCCACGAACGCCCGUGCACUGUCAAGCACCCUUAUUAAUUGACCUCAGCUAAUCAUUAUUCUUCAGGUACUGGCCUAUCAUUACAUUCGAUCAUUGAUUCACAGGCCGAUUAUUGGCUCAACCCUAGAUAGCAAAGUAUCCGCAUCUUUGCACAUGAUCCGGGAGUCCAGCAAAUGCAUCAUUCAGAUUAUUCAAUUGCUCACCGAACGGAAACUCGGAUUUUCAUUCUGCCUCAACAAGGCGCAAUUACUCCUUAUGUCCGGGUUCACCCUUUUGUACAGCACAGUAGACUGCCCGCAACACACGCCAUUAGCGAAGGAGAACCAGAGGUUAAUUGCCGGUGUCCUGGAGGAACUCGAUAAAUGUCACCCCUGCAUGGCUAAAGAACUCAGGCCCAUCACCGCUGCGGUCUUAAGAAUCGAGCCACGGAUAACUGCGACAAACGGAAACCAACACAAAAAACCAAAGGAGUACACACAAUCACCCCCAACGCCGCCUUCGAGCAGUCCUACAGAGCAGGGGUCAUUGAGGAGGAGAUUUUCCUCGAUCUCGGCAGAGUUUGGUUUACGCAGAGGCAAGAAUGGGGAUAUCCGUCGCGCAAGUAGCCAGGAUAUGUCUAGUAUGGGUGACCAUGGCGGUGUUCGUCUGACCUCUGCGUCACUCACGGAUCUAUCACCUACGCCUCGAGUCCGGUAUCCUGCAGCCGGCUAUGUGGCAGCAGUCAAAAUUCCUCAAACCCGCCAAAGCCUGAUUCUGGAUUCUCCAUAUCUCGAUAGCCUCUUGGACAUGGGACCCAAUGACCUACAUUCGAGCUCGCAGAACCCGUCCUCGGUAUCGGCGUACGCUUGGGAGAGGGUACUGGCCGCAAUGGACCCCACACACACAACACACAUCUACGGAGGCGAGGACGGGGGCAGCGGCACCUUGAUCCAUCCCUCUGAUCACCUAUCUGCCGAAACAGGUACCCGGCCGGUGGAUCAGCACUGGAGCCUGAGCGAAACUCCCACAACUGUGUCCUUCCGCGGCACCCCGCCGUCCAUAUCGCCGUUCUCCACGUUGUCGGAAGAGAGUUUUGCUGGCAGUGACGGCGUGCGGGCCGGUGCAGGAGGCCUGGACGUUGGCAGUGGCUACCCCGAUAAUGAUAACCUGGGAGACUUUCUUGGACCUCUGAUGGGCACGCGGAGUGGCGGCUCAGGCGGGACGUUAUUGGAGAACGAAUGGCACAUGUGAUGGAUGUUUCCCCCCCCCCUCCUUUCUUCUCUUCGUUUUCCUCAUUCCCUGUUCCAUUUCUUGCUGCUUCCCUUUUCUUUCUUUUCUUUCUUUCUUUACUUUUAUUAUAGCCGUUUUUCUUUAAACCCUUCCUUAUUUUUAAAACAAUUCUCCCUCCUUUUCUUGCCGCAUGAUCUCAUCUUUUUUCCUUUCCUUUUUACAUUCCCCCACCCCUUCCAUCCUCCCAUCCUACUUCCUUAAGCAGCGCUGUUUCCCCCCCCCCCUCCCAGAAGAGAAGGAAGGAAGCGCUCUUUUGUCCAUCAUACUCUACGCAAUCAAAUCCGAUCGAACGAGGGGCGGUAACCGCGAGCGGCUACUAACUGGUAAGGUAGGUACGGUAGCAAGAAACGUGAAGGUGAAACUGCGUUAUGUAUCGUUAUGUUUAUCUUUUUUAUUUAUUUAUUUUUAUUUAUUUAUUUAUUUUAUUUUACCUCUUUCUCAUGUGUGCGUAUUGUAGUAGCACUCGGUAGUUAGUUUUAGCAGUUUUCCCCAAGCUCUUUUCUUCCUUUUUUCUCCCCCCCCCAUUUGCGCUGCUCGUGUUACAUUUUCUCUUAUUCUACCUACUUGUACACCGCACCCUUAUCUCCACUUUCCAGAGCACUGCGGUGUACUUGAAUCAUGUUAAUAGAUAAUUCUCUUGCC